Peronospora matthiolae is the source of this 2157-nucleotide messenger RNA. The record is from the annotation of a GenBank genome assembly. NCBI's taxonomy places the organism in Eukaryota, Oomycota, Peronosporomycetes, Peronosporales, Peronosporaceae.
AUGUUUAAGCCUCAAGACAAACGCGCGAAGUUCGACUCCAAGUCAUCACUCUGUCGUUUCCUGGGAUACGCCGAACACCAGAAGUCAUAUCGAUUUGAGGAAGUGUCAACAGGAGCGAUCAAGAUCAGUCGCGAUGCCACAUUCAUGGAAGACAAGUUUGAUGAAGGUCCGCGCAACUACAACGAUGAGUCAAGUGCCGUUGAGUUUGAUGAUCAAGACGAGGACGAAGAAAAAGAAGAAGGUAAAACUGACGACGACAUGGACUCGAGCGACGAUGACAACGAAGACACCAGGUCUUCGAAGAGCAACAUCAAGAGACACACGCGCACUCAAUCACUUGAGAAAGCUACCGUCAUUCCAAGUCCCAAGCGAAGAACGUACAGAGGUCCGUCGCUUGAGCAUGUGUCAGCGGCUGCAAUGGAUUUUGAAGCAGCCUACAUCGUUGAUUCAGUGGGGGAAACGCCGACUGCAUUCAAGUCGGCGAUGGAAUCAAGCGACUCCGGCAAGUGGAAAGAAGCGUGUGACUCGGAGUUUGACUCGCUUCAGAGAAACGACACGUGGGAAAUCGUGCCUCUUCCGAAAGGUCGCAAGGCCAUCGGGUGCCGAUGGGUUUUUCGUGUAAAGGAGAAUCAAGAUGGCGAAGUUGAACGUUUCAAGGCAAGACUUGUGGCCAAAGGAUUCUCACAGAAAUUCGGAGUUGACUAUGAAGAAACUUUCGCACCGGUGGCCAAGUUCACAUCGAUUCGUGUGGUGCUCAGUAUGGCGGCCAAGUACGGCCUAAUGCUACAUCAGAUGGACGUCAAGACAGGGUUUCUUAACGGCUCCCUCAACGAAGACAUCUACAUGGACCAGCCGGACGGAUACCUGGAUGCAACACAGCCGGACUAUGUGUGCAAGCUAAAGAGAUCACUCUACGGCUUGAAGCAAUCGCCUCGCAUGUGGAACCAAACAAUCGAUGGGUUCAUGAUCAAGAUGGGAUUCAAGAAGUGCGAAUCGGACCACUGCAUCUACAUCAAGCGAGACGACCAAGACAUGAUUCUCGUGGUGCUCUACGUCGAUGAUCUCAUCCUGGCCAGCAGCAACAACGAACUCCUCAAGUCGACCAAGAUGGCGCUGAGCAAACGCUUCGAAAUGACGGAUCUCGGUGAGCUCGAUUACUUUCUCGGCAUGGAGAUCAAGAACGACCGUAAGACGGGAAUGGUGACUGUGCAACAAACCAAGUUUCUCAAGUCCGUGUUGACCAAGUUCGGAAUGGAUAACAGCAAGCCAGUGAAGACGCCUCAAGAUCCCGGCCUGAAGCUAACCAAGAACAUGUGUGAACAAGAAUGCAAGCACGAAGACACCAUGUGCAACGUGCCAUAUCGAAGUGCUGUCGGAGGCAUCAUGUAUCUCAUGGUCGCCACACGUCCGGAUCUAGCUGCUGCAGUGGGAUCAUUAUCCCAGUUCUCGUCCGACCCAUGCCCGACUCACUGGCAAGCUUUGAAGCGUGUGCUGAGAUACCUGCAAGCAACGCCCAAUCAUGGUCUUGAGUUUACACGUGAAGAAGGAAGCCGUAUCUGCGGGUACACCGACGCAGACUGGGCCGGCGACAUUGAGUCAAGACGAAGUACAAGCGGCUAUGUGUUCAUGAUGAGCGGAGGAUGCAUCAGCUGGAAAAGCCAGAAACAACGGACGGUCGCGCUAUCUUCAACAGAAGCAGAAUACAUGGCGCUUUCCGAAGCAACCAAAGAAGCAGUAUGGCUCAAGGUGCUUUUGGGGGAACUUGGUGAGAUGACAAGCGACGAAGCGAUCAAGAUGUAUGAAGACAACCAAGGAUCAAUCGCUCUCGCCAAGAACCCGGAGUUCCAUAAGAGAACAAAACACAUCGACAUACGCUACCAUUUUGUGCGUGAGAAGGUGGAAUCAGGUGAAGUCGUUUUGGAGUAUUGCCCGACUCAAGAUAUGCUGGCAGACAUGAUGACCAAGCCGAUCGCCGCUGUACAAUUUGAAAACAUUCGCGAUCGACUUGGGAUCCAAGGUGCCGCAGCUAACGAGUCGAGAGGGAGUGUUGAAAAGACAGCGGCUGUGAAGAAGACACCUCGUCAAGCUGCGUCAAGUGUUGAAGCAAGUGGAAGACCAAGCUUCGCUAUACCGGUGGGUACCGGUAUGUACCAGUAA